CCAGAAAGGUAUCCAUGUAACGAUUCUCAAACCACAUUCCCACGUAUUUGAUCACAAUCAACAGAAACCCUAAACCUCCACCACUUUCUCCGGAGCCAAACCCAGGUUUCUGCGGUGAUAAUCCAUUGAAGUUUCUACACCGAAGCCAUGGCUCUGACUCUGCAUUCCUCCAGUACGAACAAAAAUGCUUGCAAGGCUCUCAUUGCUGCAGAAUACAAUGGUGUAAAGAUUGAAUUAGUGAAGGACUUUCAGAUGGGUGUAUCAAACAAGACUCCUGAGUUUCUUAAGAUGAAUCCAAUUGGAAAGGUUCCUGUGCUUGAAACACCUGAGGGGCCUGUGUUUGAGAGCAAUGCAAUUGCACGAUAUGUUGCUAAAUUGAAGCCUGAUGGUCCACUUUUUGGCUCUUCAUUGAUUGAAUAUGGCCAUGUUGAACAAUGGAAUGAUUUCGCGGCUACGGAGGUUGAUGCUAAUAUUGGCAGGUGGUUGUAUCCUCGACUUGGCUGGGGUGUAUAUUUGCCUCCGGCUGAAGAAGUUGCAGUUUCUGCACUUAAGAGAGCAUUGGAUGCCUUGAACCUGCACCUUGCCUCUCACACCUUCUUGGUUGGGCACUCCGUCACACUGGCUGACAUUAUUAUGACCUGCAAUCUUAGCAUUGGAUUUAAGAUGAUCUUGACUAAGAGCUUUACUAAGGAAUUCCCUCAUGUGGAGAGAUAUUUCUGGACUAUGGUUAAUCAGCCAAAUUUCAGCAAGAUAUUGGGAGAAAUUAAACAGGCAGAAUCAGUUCCAGCUCCUCCAUCCAAGAAGCCAACACAGCCAAAAGAACCUGCAACACCCCAGAGGGAGGAACCACCAAAGAAAGGGGCAAAGAAGGAAGCCAAGAAAGAAGAGCCAAAACCCAAGAAGGAAGAGCCAAAAUCAGAUGAAGGAGCAGAGGAAGAAGCACCAAAGCCCAAGCCAAAGAAUCCUCUUGAUCUUUUGCCACCCAGUAAGAUGAUUCUAGAUGAAUGGAAGAGGCUCUACUCAAACACUAAGACCAACUUCCGGGAAGUUGCCAUCAAAGGUUUUUGGGAUAUGUACGAUCCUGAGGGUUACUCACUCUGGUUCUGUGAUUACAAGUACAAUGAUGAGAACACUGUUUCUUUUGUAACAUUGAACAAGGUGAGCGGUUUUCUUCAGAGAAUGGAUCUGGCACGCAAGUAUGCAUUUGGCAAAAUGUUGGUGAUUGGUUCACAGCCUCCCUUCAAGGUGAAGGGGUUGUGGCUCUUCCGUGGCAAAGAAAUUCCAAAGUUCAUCAUGGAUGAAGUCUAUGACAUGGAGCUGUAUGAGUGGAGGGAAGCAGACAUCAACGAUGAAGCUCAGAAAGAGCGGGUCAACCAGAUGAUUGAGGACCACGAGCCUUUUGAAGGCGAGGAUCUUUUGGAUGCCAAGUGUUUCAAGUGAGUACAGUAGAAUUGCAUCCAUGGGUUUUCCCCUUAUCUCUAGUUUCUAGUGCUACUUAAUUUUGUCCUGCAAGUUAGUAUUUCCUUCUUCAUUUAUAAUGUGAUUUCUUUCACCCCAAAGAAUUACUGCUCUGUGAUUAAAAUUUAUGUUUUUGACUUUGAUCUAUUAUACAAGCAGUAAAAGCAAGUUCAUGACAAUAUGCUUUUUUUCUUGACGUA
Messenger RNA from Ipomoea nil (Japanese morning glory), 1658 nucleotides. Its product is annotated as elongation factor 1-gamma 2-like. Gene Ontology annotation, molecular function: translation elongation factor activity; glutathione transferase activity. NCBI's taxonomy places the organism in Eukaryota, Viridiplantae, Streptophyta, Magnoliopsida, Solanales, Convolvulaceae. The transcript has 8 exons. The record is from RefSeq and is a predicted model, not a curated record. Gene Ontology annotation, biological process: translational elongation. The coding region runs from base 148 to 1440 and encodes 430 amino acids.